CUGAUUUGAAGAAACACUUGACUAGUGACCGCUUAAUCAAGGAGUACUUUAAUGAUGAAGAAACAGUGAAGAUAAUGCAUUUGGAGGCUGCUUUAAAAAACUGCACUGUAGUUGAAGAUGCCUACAAGUUGGGCCUAUUUUUCUUUGUUGAGGGGGUUUUACUUGCACGAGAGGGCAAGUUAAAUGUCUGGAUAGAUUCGCUGAAGAUGGUGGAGGACACUGAGUACUUCUUUACUUACCCAUGGGGAAAGGUGUCUUUUAACAAGCUUAUGGAUUCAUGUAAGAAAGACAUGCAUCAUCAGAAGAGGAACUAUGAGAAGAAGAAGGAAGUUAAGGGGAAACAGAAAGAAGCAAAAUACAGUUUGUAUGGUUAUGUCCUUGCAUUGCAGUAUUGGGCAUACGAAGCCAUCCAGCAGUUUGCACGUGAGUAUGGUAUUAACCAUGGAAACCAGUUUCCGAGGAUGCUCAGUUGGUCGAGCAAUAAGGAGCGUCCUAUUUCGAAGGCCGACCUUGCACCGAUGUUCAAGAAGACGAGUCCCCGGCCUUCGGAGAUAGAUUAUUAUAGCGCUCUGACGGAGGGUGAUGCUCCCUUGUAUCCCGGGUUGGGCCAAGAAGAAGAGGUAGAAACUCCCACUGAUUUUGAGAAGGUGGCGGAGAUAGCUGCUGAGGUUGCGAAGGCAGCCAAUAUUUUUGUUGAUGGUCCUGAUGAUGAGGAUACCCUAGUCCCCAUCGGCCCCAGCCCCAUCGGUACACCCCAGUCCUGA
This is a messenger RNA of Humulus lupulus (European hop), 764 nucleotides long. RefSeq lists its product as uncharacterized. The record is from RefSeq and is a predicted model, not a curated record. The transcript is spliced from 2 exons. The coding region runs from base 75 to 764 and encodes 229 amino acids. NCBI's taxonomy places the organism in Eukaryota, Viridiplantae, Streptophyta, Magnoliopsida, Rosales, Cannabaceae.